Sorex fumeus (smoky shrew) is the source of this 2528-nucleotide messenger RNA. RefSeq names its product CAP-Gly domain-containing linker protein 1-like. Gene Ontology annotation, molecular function: microtubule plus-end binding. Gene Ontology annotation, biological process: positive regulation of microtubule polymerization; cytoplasmic microtubule organization. The record is from RefSeq and is a predicted model, not a curated record. NCBI's taxonomy places the organism in Eukaryota, Metazoa, Chordata, Mammalia, Eulipotyphla, Soricidae. Gene Ontology annotation, cellular component: cytoplasm; nucleus; microtubule plus-end.
CGGCAGCGUCUGACCUCCUGACCAUGAGUCUGCUGAGGCCCAGUGGGCUGAAGGCCCCCACCAAGAUCCUCAAGCAUGGGAGCUGGGCCCUGAAGGCGUCCUCGGCCGCGGCUGCUCCCGUUGAGAAGUCCGUGCCUGGGGAGAAAACCCCCAGCGCCCCCUCCUCGGAGACGCAGGAGGAGUUUGUGGACGACUUCCAGGUCGGGGAACGAGUCUGGGUGAAGGGGAACACGCCUGGAUUCAUCCAGUUCCUCGGGGAAACCCAGUUUGCCCCUGGUCAGUGGGCCGGGAUCGUGUUGGACGAGCCCAUCGGCAAGAACGACGGCUCGGUGGCGGGUGUGCGCUACUUCCAGUGCGAGCCGCUGAAGGGCAUCUUCACCCGGCCGUCCAAGCUGAGCAGGAGCUGGCAGGCCGACGAUGAGACCAACGGCCUGCAGCCAGCGCCUGCUGCCCAGGCCACACCGCCCCUGUCGGCCUCCCCGGCCCCUGCCGCCGCCCCGAAGGCACCCCAGCCCUCCGCGAAGGAGGCACCGGCCGCCCCUCACAUCAGCAACCUGACCAGGACGGCCAGCGAGUCCAUCUCCAACCUCUCGGAGACUGGCUCCCUCAAGAACGGGGAGCAGGAGCUGAAGCUCGGGGACCGGGUGCUGGUGGGAGGCGUGGAGGCCGGUGUGGUGCGCUUCCUCGGGGAGAUGGACUUCGCCAAGGGGGAUUGGUGUGGCGUGGAGCUGGACAAGCCGCUGGGCAAGAACGAUGGCGCCGUGGCCGGAACGAGGUACUUCCAGUGUCAGCCCAAGUACGGCUUGUUUGCUCCCAUUCACAAAGUCACCAAGAUCGGCUUCCCCUCCACGACGCCGGCCAAGGCCAAGGCGGCCCCCGGGAGGCGUGUGAUGGCCACCACCCCCGCCAGCCUGAAGCGCCGCCCGUCGGCCUCCUCGCUCAGCUCCGUGAGCUCCGUGGCCUCAUCCGUGAGCAGCAGGCUCAGCCGCGUGGGACUAUUGCCAGAAACCUCCUCUCGCUAUGCCUGCAAGAUCUCCAGCACCACUGCCCUCCAAGAGGCACUGAAGGAGAAGCAGCAGCACAUUCAGCAGCUGCUGGCCCAGCGGGACCUGGAGAGGGUGGAGGUGGCCAAGGCCACGAGCCAUGUGGGGGUGAUAGAGCAGGAGCUGGCCCGCCGGGACGGGCACGACCAGCACGUCCUGGAGCUAGGGGCCAAGAUGGACAAGCAGCGGGCCAUGCUGGAAGCGAGCGACCGGGAGAAGGUGGAGCUGCUGAACCAGCUGGAGGAGGAGAAGAGCUGCGAGGCAGAAAAGGCUGAUAUGACACUGCGCCUGGCAUUGAAGGAGGUGAAGGCCCUGCAGGCGGCCUCCGAGAAGCUCGCCAAGGAGAACGAGGGGCUGAGAACCAAGCUGGACCAUGCCAACAAGGAGAACGCGGACGUGAUCGCCCUGUGGAAGUCCAAGCUGGAGACGGCCAUCGCCCCGCACCAACAGGCCAUGGGCGAGCCGAAGGCGGCCGUGAGCCGGGGCGUGGGCGCCGAGGCGGCCGAGCUGGCCGAGCUCAAGAUGCAGAUGGAGAGGCUGCAGUUCGAGUACCAGCAGGAGGUGGAGAACCUGAAGGCCCAGCUGGCGGCUGAGCGUGCAGCGCACGCCUCUGAGCUGCAGACGCUCAGGUCGCGGCUGGUCAGGAUGGCCCAGGAGCAGAAGAACAGCCUGGAGGCCGCGUGGGCCAAGCUCGACCAGAGCAAGGACCAGCACCUAGUGGAGAUGGAGGACGCCCUGAACAAGCUGCAGGAGGAGAACUUGAACGAAGCCGGCCGAGUGAAGGAGGCUUUGGAGAAAGAUCUUCGGAGUUUGGGGGAGAAGGUGGACGUGAGCCGCAGCCAGCCCCAGGCUCUGCAGGCCGAGCACGCCAAGUCCACCACGGAGAGCCAGGCGCAGCACGAGGAGGCGCUGCAGGCCCUGCAGAAGCUGCUGCUGCAGGCGGAGAAGCUGCAGGCGGUGCAGGCGGAGAACGGGAGCCUGCUGCGGGAGGUGGCCGAGCUGAAGACGCAAGCCGACGAGGCCAAGGCUGUGCAGACAGCGGAAGAUGCCAGGCAGCUCAUGGAGCAAAUGACCCAAGAGAAGACAGAGACCCUGGCCUCCCUGGAGGACGCCAGGAACACCAAUGCGAAGUUGCAGAGUGAGGUUGUUGAUGUCGGAUCCCUUAAAGAAAACAACUUGAAGAAUGUGGAAGAGCUGAAGAAAUCGAAAGAGCGUCUGACUGUAGAGAAUCAAGAGAUGGAAGAAUUCAAGAAAGAAAUGCCAGGUCCUCCAUCUCCUCUGCCAGCCAGACCGGAGGAGAAUCUGGCCGAGGGUGUCUCCUUGCUCAGGGGAGAAAAUGCCUCUGCCAAGUCCUUGCAUUCAGUUGUUCAGUCCCUGGAAUCUGACAAGGUGAAGCUGGAGCUCAAGGUCAAAAUCUUGGAGCUUCAACUCAAAGAGAACAAAAGGCAGCUCGAGAGCUGGGCAGCUGGCUGCACAGGAGGGUGA